CAUUUCUUGUGUUACCAAAAAGUUUUAAGGUCUUUUUCUAAUGUUAAUGCCAACUGCCAAAAAGUAUUUAAAGUCCCUUCUUUUGUACAUGUCCAUUUAGAGUCACGGUAAAACAUCACAUAUAGAAACAGAAAACUUGAUCAAAUGAAGAUGCUUUUAUAUCUCUUACUCGCAUUCUGGAGGGUUCUUAUUCCUAAAGUAAAAGUGUCUUUGGAAACCCCCUAGAGAGAGGGAUCAUUUUGUAGCCUUUCGGUGCUUAAGUCUUCAAUUUCAACUGUUUUCACCUUCUUUACUCUUCUUUUUUGUUUCUGAUGACAACUUCGAAGAAUGGAAUCAAAUAUAUUUGGUACUCUUUCUUUAACAUCCAUAAUUCAUCACACCCUAUCCCAAUAUGCUCAUAGCUCUAGACAAAAAGAAAAGCUUGUUUUUUGAAAGCCCAACAACAUUUUUAAAACUGCUUUCAUUCUUCAAAAUAGAGUUUGGUUGCAGUGAUUGGGGGGACACUCGGUGGACAUGGCUGUUGAUGUUUGCUCCGAGAUUUCAAGCACAGGAAUCAGCCCAAGAAUCUCCUUCUCCUAUGAUCUGAACCAGACAGAUGUUUUGCCAAUUGAGCGCUCAGACUUGACCCUCUUGGAUUCCAGCUCUGACUUCGUUUUCUGCAUUGGUAACAACAGCUUUGUGCAAGAACUGUCUCCAGCUGAUGAGCUUUUCUCCAAUGGCAAGAUUCGUGCUAAAGAAAUCAAGAAAAAUGUCACGACCCCAGAUGAAAAUGAAAUUCGCCAUUCCCAAUCUCAGUCCGUUUCUUCUUGUUCUCGCUCACAUCAGCCUUCUCCUUCUUCUUCUUUUACUGGGAAUAGUGAAAAGAAGCAGCUCAAAGAGUUCUUGUCCAACAGUAUUGACAUGGAAGAUGAAAAGCCUGCAUCAAAAUCAUUCUGGCAGUUCAAACGAAGUAGCAGCCUCAACUGUGACAGUUCUAGAAGCCGAGGUUUAAUUCGCUCAUUACAGUUCUUAUCAAGAAGCAAUUCAACUGGUUCGUCAGUACUCAAUUCCAAUUCCAAAAAAACAACGCUGAAUUCAACAAAAGAAACUCAGAAGCAGCAUUUGCAGAAACAACCAUCUGUGUCAAGUAGAAAGUCAUCAUCAUCAUCAUCUUCAAGUACAUAUUAUUUCUACAGUUCAUCACAAAGACCUUCGUUAAAGAAGAAUAAUAGUGGAUCUUACGGCAAUGGGGUUCGAAUUAGUCCUGUCUUGAACCUUACACCACCAUACAUUUCUAGAGUUACUGUGAGUUUUUUUGGGUUUGGUUCUCUCUUCUGUAAUGGUAAGGUUAAGAACAAGAAGAAAUAAUGUUUCAGUCAGUAAGUUUCUUUUGCUGCCUCAUGUUCAAGUACUGAUGGAUUUAGCUGUCAAUCAUUUUGUUUUAUGAAUCAGCAUGUGAUGAUCAGACUGUAAAUUGAAAGAAAGUUUUUAGUGAAGUAAAAAAAAAAAAAUACUUUUAGAAA
Quercus lobata is the source of this 1502-nucleotide messenger RNA. RefSeq names its product membrane-associated kinase regulator. The coding region runs from base 514 to 1347 and encodes 277 amino acids. The transcript is spliced from 2 exons. NCBI's taxonomy places the organism in Eukaryota, Viridiplantae, Streptophyta, Magnoliopsida, Fagales, Fagaceae. The record is from RefSeq and is a predicted model, not a curated record.